Molecule: messenger RNA, 5462 nt
Organism: Asterias rubens (European starfish)
Lineage: Eukaryota; Metazoa; Echinodermata; Asteroidea; Forcipulatida; Asteriidae
Product: pecanex-like protein 4
Exons: 9
Coding region: 171-3869 (1232 amino acids)
Cellular component (GO): membrane
Source: RefSeq, a predicted model, not a curated record
CCCGUCGACCGACCGCUGUCGAGAAUAGAGAGAGGUCAGCCAAGAAAAAAUCAUUAUUGAAGACUUUUUGGUGUUGGAUGAGGGGACAUGAGUAUCAAUAAUUUGGAUGUGACGUGUACAUGAGUGACUUAAACAGUUCCACUUUACAAGGCAUCAGACAGGAUUGAAUCAUGGGAGAUAAUGUGCCGUUACUCAAUGAGUACAAGCGAGAGUUCUUCUGGAAAAGAUUUUCUCAGACUUUACUUGGAGGUCCCAAACUGCGACUGGGAUUCCAAGCACCUGCGUAUGUUUACAUCAAUCAAGUCAUACUCUUUAUCAUCCCAUUACUGCUUGGUGGGAUAUUCUCAAUUCUCGUAGAACUUGCUGGCGUCAGCCUCACCAUAGGUUACUGUGUGUUUGGCGGAAGUAUGGGACUGUACGUCUUCUGUGCACAGCUGACAAGUUUCUUAGUUCAGAGGAAAUCUGUGAGCUCCGUCAGACCAAACGUUAGAAACAUCCUUUCUGAGGAAGAUGAGGUUGAGUUUGAAUCGUGCUUCGGUCCGGAGACGUUGAAUUUCAUCCUUCCAGUUAAAAAAUGGAAGGUCAAUAUUUUACUCCAUGCCAUGGCCUCGGGCGUUAUGUGCGGACUUGGAUUUUUGUACCUCAUACCAACAACUCUGAAUGCACUUUAUAGUAACAGCGUUGCAGCAACGGUGAUUAUCUAUACAUUAGGUUGGAUGACUCUGUGUAUUGCGCAGUAUCCAUUAACAGUGACUUCACCACCAGAAUCGGCAAUCUUCAGAGCGACCGAUGCAUAUGAGAUUACUCUACUUACGAGACCAUUUCAUGUUUGUUUAUUUUGUGCUGCUGAUUUGGUUUGGAGGUCCUAUCCAGACAUCGUUUUACUGAAUCAGAUUCUUCAUAUCGUCUUCAUCUUCCUACCUCUACUCUGGGUUAUUGGUCUGCUGCCCUCUAUUGAUGCCUUACUGCUCUGGCUUGGAGAGCAGAUACUCGUCUCAGGAUUUGGGGGAUCCCCCGUUGCAACUGAUCUGAGGUUGCUGUUGAUGUUAGUGGUGUCAGGGGUCACACUAGUUGUUGCAUACUUCCUUCCAUCUACCAUUGCUGUCAUUGUCUUCUCAGCAUGCAUUGGCUACCUACUAAGUCUUAACCUAGGAGAUUUGUGCAACCAGCUCAUUGAUUGGUGCAAAUCAAAACAGCGCAAUAGACUCCAGGUUCUCCAUAGCCAAUCAGAGCCGCCGUCUAAACCAGGGUUCGGCUGGAGGUGGGGAUGGAAAGAGGCGCUUGUGCAUUUUGUAACGACAUUGGUGAUUGGUGGAAUAUCGUUUGUCUGUAGUUUCUACAGUAAUUCAGCCAAUGUGACGGUGUUUAACAUCCUUGGUUAUGGAAUGAUUGGUCUGCGGUUAUUGCUGAAGAUCUUAGGUGAUGUCCAGUCGGUGUAUGUCUUCUUUGGCUUGUGGCGGAACAAACUCUUUCCAGAGAGUGUGCAGAACAUGUCAGCUUACACCAAACGAAAGAGAACCCUACAUAGAUUAUCUUUCGUAUACAGGAUAUUACUCCGCGCAGUUUCACCAUUAUGGGCGAUGGCCUACUUAGGUCUGUUUCUGUCAACGAGCUCCCUUCCAUCAUUUCUCUUCGCGCUUGGCUCAGUUCGCUCAUUGAGAUGUAUCUGGCAGGAUACACCAAGAGCUCUUCUUGAGCUCUCCGUGGUUCACAUCAUCAACACCGUCCUGACCCUUGACCUCACUUCAUGGUGGGUCACUGCAGGCCUUGGCAUUCAACAUCUACUCGUAGCGGCCUUCUUGGAUCGUCUCUUCCAGCUGAUGGAUAAACUCUAUUGCUUCGUUGUUAUUCUCAUCACCUCUUACUCCAUCGAGAAACAGCGACGUUCCUCCAGUAUGCCGCUCAUCAUCGUCUCCAUCAUUCUUCUGCCCUUCAUCUUGGUUGUUAUCGUCGUGGCAACCAUCCUCUCCGCCCCCUUGCUUCCGCUCUUCACUCUACCAAUAUUCUUAAUCGGGUUUCCUCGUCCAUUACGGUCGUGGCCGGGAGUUGUUGGAGCGUCGGCAAAUCCCUGUAGUGACAGUGUUUACUAUAAACAGCUUGCUCCAAAACUCUGCACUGCGUUGAGCAGACACGGAUGCCUUGGCACUGCAAAAGCUGGAUCCCACUACCUGGUGCGUUUUCAAGACCGCAUGGCCUGGCUCCAGGUACUAGAGACAGGCUACGGUUUCUGCACCAUCAGCAUCAAAGGCAUGGAGUUGCAAGAGACAUCAUGCCAUACUGUAGAAGCAGCACGUUUAGAUGACAUCUUUGAGACCACAUUUGAGAGGUCCGGCGGCUUCCCUGUCUGUACAUUCAAUAAGUUCCCUUUGCACACUCUGACGCCUGUAGAUGCAGUUCCUGUCGAUACCUACUCAGAUGCUCGCAAUGUCCUGACGGGUAUCAUUGAUUCCCCGGAUGUGUUGAGAAGUAUCGACAAGUGCUUCAUACAGACCUUACUUUGGGUCUUCCUCUACCAUAACAGCCAGAAGCACCGUGACAGCAGCACCUCCGCAAGGUCACCGACUCAUGUGAGAAUACAGGAGCCCACACAGGCGAGGCAAGAUGAUGGGACUAAAAUGAGCCAACCUACCCUUCUAGCAGAAGUAACUAAGAUCAGUGGGAAUUGGGAGAGUAGAGACAGUGGAAGGCCGUCAAGCGUUCACUCCAGACCCAGAUCCCAGGUUAAGCCACUGUCGGCAUCGUGGGACAGCAUUAAGAGUUGGGAGGACAACGAUUCUCUUGACUUUGACCUUGAAGACAAACCCAAGAAACCGGCUUUUAAUCUUAAUAGCAGAACCAAAGAUAGUCAGAGGCACAAGGAGUCGCCCGCAAUACCAGGUGUCUUGGAAGGAUUCACUGACGACGAGGAGGAGAUACUAAAAGAAUUGAACUUUGGUCUGCCUCCUGUUAAUGCCAUCAACGCUAAUAUAGGACAGCCACAAACAUUUGCAAUGCAUUCCAUGCAGCACAAACCUCUAACCUUAACCGGAUCUGUGCAAUUUACGUCCACUCAUUCCUCCAAACUGAGCCUGCCUCUCAAAUGGCGGCAUCUGCCGAUUGAUCUCAGUCGUUUAACCUCUCUGUUCGGACGAUUCCCAAAGGACUGGUACAGCCAUGUUUUACAGCACAUGGACUUAGCUCAGGAUGGGAAAAGCUCCAAGGAAGUGGCUGAUGAGAUCACUUCCGAUGAUGCACUGACCAGUAUGUACAUGCAUCUGACCAUGGCAUGCUAUGCAGUGGUCAAUGUGUUUGGAUUGAGUGGUUUGGACUUAGUGUCUGCAGGGGCUAGUCAUGUGUAUAAAGUAUACAGUGGUGACAUUCCAUGGUCGAGUCACCUUGACUGGCUGAAGGAGGAUAAUGAGCUUUUUACGUUAGUCAUUAAAGCGUACAGGUUUGCCUUCAAGCUUGCUUAUGAUCAAGCGGUUCUUGGCGAGGCCGAUGAUUUUGAUGAGAUCAGUGAGUAUAUACAGCAGUAUGAUACGGAGUAUUACUUCGGCAGGGACAACGACCCAGAAUGGGCAGAGUCGGUACAGCAAGGAAUCCCUCAACUCUUCUCACUUCUCCAUGAUUCAUCUGAGGGGGUGUACAAAAGCCGUGUUCUGACCCGUCAACCUGUCAUGGCAAACAUUGGCCGACUCAACCCAGAAGUUGUGCGUUCUCUCUGGGCAUCCCUCAAUCUAGAGCUACUCUACUUCACCAAUGAUGACGAGGAACGAUACAGCAUACAGGCACACCCUACUGUGUUACGUAACCUGACAGUACAGGCUGCAGACCCACCUCUAGGCUAUCCCAUCUAUGCAUCACCACCGAUGACAAUACCGACUCUGUAGUUAUGAUGCAAGGUCCUCAUCUGAUUUAAGAACAUCCCAAAAACAUACGUCUUACACAAAAUUGUGCAGGGGUGUAUUUUUGUUUUGGUUAAGGCUCAAUUAGUGUAUGGUUUAGUAACUAGAACAACUCCUGGCCCACAGCAGCUGAAAAACAGACCCAAGGCAGGGUGGCCUUUCCAAUGUCAUGAAAGUAGGGUACAAAUCUGCCGCCUCAAUUAAAUUGGUAAAACAGUACCAGAGGUAGAGACAUUAAAUGUUUCUGCCAUUUUCUUAAGGACUCUCUCCAUUGUAAAAUUAUUAGAUUAUUCUUUGUUACCCUUUACAUUCCUGGACUAUAUUUGAAUUUUGGACAUGGAAUGAUGAAGGUUUUUUUUUUUGUAGGAUCAAAUUUGUAAUUGUGUUUUGAUUUUUGUAACGUGUGCCUGGCUAGGCAAUAUUGAAUACAACAGGGUAUCUGUACACUUUCAUAAAAUCACAUUUCUUUUACUUUUUAAGACCUUUUCAAUGCUUCCCUUAACAAGAACAAAAAAAAGUGAAUAAAGAAAAGGGAAAACAGCUAUUUUGUUGCAGCAUAAUACAGUUCUUUACGAGCUGAUAGGAAGAUUCAUGACAUGCUUCAUCCAUUUUUUAAGACCUCAAAAAAGGUCUGAAUUUAAUACUUAAAAGAAAAUGCUUAUUAUAAAGGCCUUAAACUUGGAUAGUUCAAUUUAAGAUUUUUGUAAUGCUUUUUAAAGACCCAUAGAAACCCUGUGUCCGUAACCAACAAUAUCUGAAUCCCAGAUGACAUGUACUAUAUGCAUUUCUCAGGAUAACUUAUUUUACCCAGUGAUCUUUCACAUUACAUUUUAAAAAUAUAAAAUUUUCUUUUGUACAAUUACCAAAAAUAUACUACUUAAUUUUCUUUCAUUGAACCUCUGGCAGAGCCCAGAUAAGUGAACAUGUACAUGUAGAAACACAUUUUCCUUGAUUAUUUCUCAACAGUCAAGUACAAAAAACUUAACAUUAAUACAUUUGUAGAAAACACUAAAACCGUAUUUAAAUAAAUAUUCCCAUUCCCCCAAUAAUCUUAGUCAUGAAUAUAUGACCCGAGUUACAACUCCUUUCAUUAGUUUACACACUGUAGUACUGUCUCUUUGUUUGAAAUUGCUAAAAAUGUUAGCAAUAUCCUUUACACAUUUAAUAGAUGUUAGAAUUUUCUUUUUAAAUACAAGUUACAUGUACAUGUAUAACAGGGUUUGUGUAGGGCUUGAUUUUUCAACGGGUCACAAGUUCGAGGCCAGCUGUUUUAGUGUUGAACCAAUAAACAUAUAACUGGCCAGGUAUGGCAUCUUAUUUAUAUUAAUCAAUCUUCUGUACCAUCCAUAGAAACAUGCAAGUUAAACUGUGGCUGUGUAAGGACCAAGGAUGUGUUUUCUCAUGUUGAUUUUGCACCAAAAUGUCUCAUUUCACAAAGAGGUAGGACUGGUCCUAGGAGAUAUUCAAAACUUUUAAGGUUAGUCCUUAAGUAGAGUGUCAUUGCCGAGUGGUUAAGAGCAUCGAAUUCAAGUUCUGGUGCUGAUUCACCGGAGUGUGGGUUCGAAUCCUGGUCGUGAC